CGGGCGGCCACGACAGCACCUCCGCGGCCCCAAACCGGCUUUUCCCCAUCGCGCCCAGCCAAGACUACGGCUCCCAGAAUGCAACAGAGCGCGAAAAAAGGGGGCGGCUCCUCGAGGCUGCCGGGAAGUGUAGUGCCGUUGGCGCCCCUCGGGCUGGCGGGGACGCGGUUUCUCGGCAGCGGCGAGGCGGGCUCAGCGCGCAGCCCAGGAAGGGACGCGGUUUGGAGGGGGGGGGGUCGAUCUCCGUGGUGGGACGCGGCAGCUCCUCCAGCCGACUCGCCGAUGGUCCCCUCCAGCCUGCCGGCCCUCGGCCGUGCCCUCCGCUGGCCGGCCUUCUCCGCCGGGCGCGCGGCGCUGAGCGGCUCGGCCGUGGAGAAGCCGGUGGAGUCGGGCAUCCGGGCCAAGCUGCAGGCGGCGCUGGAGCCCCUCCACCUGGAGGUCCUCAACGACAGCCACCUGCACGCCGUGCCCCGCGGCUCCGAGACCCACUUCCGGGUGGUGGUGGCCAGCCGGCGCUUCGAGGGCCUUUCGCUCAUCCACCGGCACCGGCUGGUCAAUGAGCUCCUCCAGGAAGAGCUGGCCGGCCCCGUCCAUUCCCUCUCCAUCCAGGCCAAGACCCCGCAGCAGUGGGAGAAGAGCUCCAGAGCCAGCCAGGGCCCCCCGUGCCUGGGAGGGGCCAAGCACGACCCGCACGUGGCCGACAAGUUGGGGAAGACGACGGGGCGGGGGGAAGCCGGGCCAGAGGGCCAGGGGGAGCCCUGACGGCAGCCUCCUCGGCGGGUCCCCGCACGCCUCGCCUUCCCUUCCCCCAGAGUCGAUGCCUCCUUCCGGGCUGAGCUGCCCAGAGCAGCCCUGGGCGCCACCUGCCACGGUUUGUGCCCGCUUGCUUGGUUCGCUCCCCUGCCCUAAAGAGGCCUGUGCGGUGUCUGCUGAAGCCUAUUAAAGGCCUUGGCCUUUC
Pantherophis guttatus is the source of this 958-nucleotide messenger RNA. It is a transcript of the gene BOLA1, whose product is annotated as bolA family member 1. The record is from RefSeq and is a predicted model, not a curated record. Lineage: Eukaryota; Metazoa; Chordata; Lepidosauria; Squamata; Colubridae. Gene Ontology annotation, cellular component: mitochondrion.